Patiria miniata (bat star) is the source of this 4843-nucleotide messenger RNA. Its product is annotated as sprouty-related, EVH1 domain-containing protein 2-like. NCBI's taxonomy places the organism in Eukaryota, Metazoa, Echinodermata, Asteroidea, Valvatida, Asterinidae. The coding region runs from base 403 to 1689 and encodes 428 amino acids. Gene Ontology annotation, cellular component: membrane. The record is from RefSeq and is a predicted model, not a curated record. Gene Ontology annotation, biological process: negative regulation of MAPK cascade; multicellular organism development. Gene Ontology annotation, molecular function: protein kinase binding. The transcript has 5 exons.
AUGAAAAAGCUGACAUUGGAAGGGACUCGUUAGGAAGUUAAUCCGCUGGCCACUAGUUAAUGAAGCCGGUACCACAAAGUGGUCCAAAUUCGUUCCUGAAUUGGGUUUUUGUUCAUUCGCCGGACGUUUUGGGCGGUAUUGGAAAGGAUAGAAAGUGGCAACUUCAGAUGUGACGUUUGUGGGAAGUGGAUGUUGGAACUACUUUAUUACCGCGCAACAUCCUCUGUGUGUGUGUGAUGAGGAGAUCAUUUCCUCAUGUGUGAAUCACCCCGCUUAUCCAUGCAUGGAGUUGAUGAUAAUGUCGGGGAAGGAAAAUCAUGGCUCUAGUCCCCCGAACUCGAGAAAAAUGUCCCAAAUAACUCGACAUGAUCGGAAUAAGUAGCGUGGAGGAUAACGAGGAAGAUGGAGGAGAAACGUGUAGACGAAGAUUCCUGUCUCAUACGCGUGAAAGCCCAAGUGAUGACGCGUACUGAGGAGGGGUGGGGGCCUCUCGGCAACGGGGGCUACGGCAUUGUGGGAAUCUACAGGCUGAGCCCCGAGACUAAGAAGGUGGAAUACAUGAUAGUGGGCACCAACUCUGCCAGGGACACGAGGCUCAUGGACUGCCUUUUACGACGCGACGUGGAAUACAACAAACCGACGCCGACCUUCAGACAUUGGAGGACGCAAGACUCCAAGUUUGGACUGACGUUCUCCAACCCCUCCGACGCGAGAGCCUUCGACCGAGGAUUCGCCAGAGUUGUACAGGAACUUGACGACGGUGCAUCGACGGAAUCCUCACUGAACCAGUCAACGGACAAUGAAGUCGACGAUGACCCAGACACCUUCCCACCAAGUCAUGUUGGCGAACCACUCUUGUGUGACCCCACUCAUGAAUACCAGAACACACCCGGCAGUAACCAACGAGAGAGUCUACGAGAUAUCCUUAUGCAGCCCACCCCAACCAGAGACUUUGCUCCUCCGUUCAGCCAUCACAGCAGCCAGCAGCGUCUCCACCGAGUCCACUACGUGUCCCGCUCCAGGUCGGUCAAGGAUGACAAGGAACGCCGGCUCUCCAACUCCAACAAAAAGUAUUCCUCGAUUGGACAUGAGACGAUAUGGACAAAGAAGGCCAGCGAGUUCCAGUCGCAGCGGGACAAUGGCUUGACGGGGGAGAACGGCAGCAGCGAUCCCUACGUCAAGAUCUUGAAGAAGCCGCCGCACAUCCACGAGUAUGUGUAUCCAAUGGUGCAGGCAGAAGGGGAGGACGAUUUAAGAAAGCCCAGACAUUACUUCAAGGUGGUGACCGGCCAACCCAGGCCACCAUCCCCACCGGUCAAGGCCUUCAAGGUCCCCAUGCCGGCUGAUCAAGUCAAGUGUGUGCACUGCCAACAGUUUUUCAAUCCGGAGAUGAACAGGCGGGGGGUGUGUCCAGACGCCCCCGAUGAGACAGAACGCUGCAUUGGGAAGGUCAGCUGCAUCCAGGCAGCCCAGAGCAUGAUGUACCACUGCAUGUCGGAUGCGGAGGGGGACUUCUCGGACCCCUGCUCGUGCGACAUCAGUGGCGACACCCACUUCUGCCAAAGAUGGCUGGGUCUGGGGCUGCUGUCGCUGUUUGUCCCCUGUCUAUGGUGCUAUUUACCACUCAAAUGCUGCCACUUGUGUGGCACGAAAUGCGGGUGCUGCGGGGGAAAGCAUAAAGCUAUAUGACGCCCCUCCAAAAACAAAAAAAAACAAGUGUAUAUUGAUGCUUCAUGGUGCCGUGUGUAUUUUAGUCUGUAGGAAUACGACAAACUGUUUUUAUGUCGUCGUUGUGAAGGAAAGAGGGAUGAUAAUAUAUGCAUAUCAUCUGAUAUACGCUUCACGUGACCAGUGUGACUAUUGGGCUUUUCUUGCGCCGCCGAUGUGCCAGUCCUGGUCAACUUUAGUUAACUGAAAAGACGAGAGAAACUGUCCUGUCCAACAUGUCACAUCACAGAUUUUGAAAAUAUUUAUCAAUGUGAAUUCAGAAGUAAGCAAACUUGACCCCAUGGAGAAAUACUGUCACUUAUCCUUUUUGAGUGAGACUGAUAUUUCCCUCUGGGGCUUAGUCUGCCCAACAGCCCUCGGGCCAAAGGCAUGGAGCUGCUGAGUGCGGAAAUGUGUUGAGCACAGAAACAAUUGUCAAAUGUUGAACAAAGAGAGUGAUUAGAAUGGGGUUUGAGCCUGCGACCUUUGGAUUGCCAUUCCAGUGUUCUACCAACUGAGUUGUCCAGCCCUGUGUUGGCAGUUCCCCAUUUUUGUCAAUGUCUUUGUUCCAAGGGCGCUAAGAACAGGGCACAUGCCAACAGUGUCCAAUGAUUUGUACUCUCCUUGUGUCUUGUUCUCAGCUGAUUUUUGGCUGGAAAACAAUUUUGAAUAGCAUUUUGUUUCAGCUUUGCAGCUACAUGAAGUCUGGCCCUGGUACCAGAGUAAAAAAAAAAUUGCCGAGUUGAGUUUGUUGCCUUGUCAUUCCAAAGCCGGCAACUUGUUGACUGGGGAAGUUUGAAUGCACUUGAGAGUUUAUGGACAUGUGCUAAGUACACACGAGGCAGGAAGCCCACUUAGAAUUUCAGCAUCGGCUUUUCCUGAGCCCUCGCUAACGGUAGGAAGAAAACACUUUAAACUUUGGUCGUUAACUUUUUUUGACCCUUAGUAGCGGGCAAUCCAAUUAAAGUGUUCUCCCCCUUGGGGUGGGGGCAAACACAGUCAGUUGUUGCGUUGUGACCAGGGUACUAUACUCUGGGUGCUACACAAGAAGGGCGGAGGGUGACCUGUGAUUGACGGUUUUCGGUGGUGCAAGAAAAGGCAAGAUACGAGGAACCAGACUUAAAACGGACAGAUUUGAAGGUUUACAGUCGUAAGCCCCACAAAAAAAAAAAGUUCUUAGUGCAUCUGGUAAGCACAGAACUGUUGUAAUAUUUUUGUGUAAAUUUGUAAACACAGUUAAAAAUAGCAACUGACUUAACAUCGUAAUUGAAAUGUGUACCGACAGCGAGACUUUAUAAAUACGCUUGAACGCUUGCGACGUUAUCUUUGCUUUAAAUAGUUCCGUUUCUGUGUUUUUUUUAAGGUUUUUUUUUUUUUUUAUCUCACAGAGGCUAUACAAAUUAUGUAAUAAUGUAAAAAUACAUACAUGUAUAUAAAUUAUAGAUAAAUUAGAUGCAUUUAUCAUUGUAAAGCUAGAGAGAUGAAUCAAGGGGGAGAAUUCGGUUGGUUUGUGACGGAUGCGUUGCCCUGCUGUGUGUAGUGGCACGUCGUCUUUUUUUUGCAUUUUGUUGUUUGUUUGCCAAACUCUGCCAGGGGAACUUCAAAAGUUUGUUAUGGUAGAGGUUAUGACAGGUGACUCGGUUGAAUAGUCUGCAAACACUUGUCAUGUUCAAAUUGUCUAGACUAUCAAGAGUCUAACUGAAAUCAUGUUAAUUGUACUUAAAAAUAAGAUUCUUGCUGCUUAAACAUUUACUUGUCCAUUAUGGGAUGAUUAUGGUAGAAAGGGUUGGGUUUAUAAUUUUAACUGCUUAUCUAUAUAUUUUUUUUGAAACCAGUGUACAUACAUGUACUGUAGAUUACCUAUCCACCACGAUCAAUAUGGGAUUGACAUAGAUUUUUUUAAAAAAUUGUAUGGCAAAGGAAACUUUCCUUUUUGAUGAGCAACCUUUCCAGAAGCUGUGUUCUGCCUGAAUCUUGAUUUGGCCUCGUGAAAAAAUAGCAAAAAGAAUAGCAAAAAAAAGAUAAGAAAUGCAGACAAAAUUACCUGACAAGACUACUGAUAAAAACCCAACCUAAAACAAACCCAACAAACAAACGUUAUGGAUUCAUACAAAUAAAGACUUUCAUGUCCAACUCAACAGAUUAAACCACUGUACCAUUAACUUUUUCCUGAUGGGGGGGAGCUCACAAUUUUUUUUUCCAUGUGCACCUUUAAUACUUUUUUUUUGUAUACACAAUAUACAUUCUACGCUUUCUGUCCGUGCUUCCAUUUACUGUCCACGAUGGCAUGUUCCUUGUUUCAUUCAUUAACUUGCUUUUCUGAUUAUGUUCCGGAUAUUCUUCCUCGACUGAAAAAAAAAUAAGGCGAAUCUCAGGUUAAACUGCUCGUGAUGUCUAGUCCUGUCAGUAGUAGGAUAUUUUUGCACGGUCUUUUUGCUAAGUCACGGUGCCCAAAACCAGCACUUGUCAGCAGUUUUCUUUUCCUCUUAUUUUUUUUUGUGACUUUAAUUUCGGUCAACUAUUUUGUCUCUUGUUUUUAAACCAGCACCGGAGUACAAAGUGUCCUUAAACUCAUUACAAAUUACCGUAGGAUGUUCUUUUUAAUGCGCACGUUUGUUGACUGUUUAGAAGACUUCUCUUCUUGGUUUGGGCGAGUUUUCCCAAAGACAAAUAGAAUAUUUCAAGACUGACGGUGGUCAUAGUUCACAGACUUUGCCUGUGCAACUUGUGCCGUUUCUCGGCCUGACAUUAGUUCGGCAACUGUUUGUCUAGUUAGCAACACAAAGGGACUAGGUCACCCUCUGAAUCUGUUUCCGCUUUGCCGGUUCAGGAAAUGAACAGCGCAUUUUGACAACCCCCGGGUGCACACGAGCCUCUGCAUUGAAUUCUCAUCACUUCUCUUAUGACAUAGUCCUUAUGUCUUGCGUCUCAAUAAUGUGCUGUCAUAUAUACGUACCAAUCUUGCUUGCUUCCAUAUUUACUCGGAUUUUUGUGUGAUUAUUUUGAUUUGAUUUUUUGCUUCAAAGUAUGUCACAGCCUUAACACCUUAAAUUAACAUCUGCUAAUUGGUCGAACAGAAAGUUUUGGGUGUCGUUGGUUUUUAUAAACAGUGUAUCCUCUCCGGCAUGCACAGGAA